Messenger RNA from Nilaparvata lugens (brown planthopper), 840 nucleotides. RefSeq lists its product as uncharacterized. The coding region runs from base 118 to 549 and encodes 143 amino acids. The record is from RefSeq and is a predicted model, not a curated record. NCBI's taxonomy places the organism in Eukaryota, Metazoa, Arthropoda, Insecta, Hemiptera, Delphacidae. The transcript is spliced from 4 exons.
AACAGCUGACUAUUCGGCUGCAAGUCUGCAUCUGCAAGCGCAAGCUUUAACCUGCAAAGUACGGCAAGAGCAAGAUUAUUUCUAGACGUUUAUUUUGAGGUUCUGUAAUUAAUCAAAAUGUCUGCUCUAAGAGCAGUUUUCAAGACCCACUUGCCACUUUCAAGUGUCAGAAUUGGAACUCAUUCAAUUGCCGCUGUAAAAACAGAGAGGCCUCUCACCAUCUUCCAAUUAUCGAAUAAUACUGCUCUAACAUGCCGUCGCUCAGUCAGCAAUACAGUACAGUCUUCCCCGGACAAGGUGGAGGAAGCCAGGAAGGUGAAGGAAGGAGACGAGGCUGAGGAGGACCAAGGGCCGGUGAAGUUCACCACGAGUCGGGCGGCCGCGUGGAGGGCAGAGCACACGUGGAAAGGGAGUGACGAGGAUGUGCCCGAAAUACAGCCACUUGUCGUCAGUCUAAGCAUGGCCGCCCUCUUGGUCUACUUCUGCUUGCUAAGAGAGGAGAACGAUGUCGACCAGAAACUUGUCAAGGACUUGGAGGACUACUUGUAAAAACUAUUAUGGCUUUAUGAAUUGAACUGAAGUGAAAAAAGUAUUAAUAAUAUUUUCCGAGUGAAGAUCUUGACAACAUCCAAUGAGUUUGAAGUGAAAAAUCGACAUAUUUGCUUUAAUAAUUGUGCUAAUGGGUGAGAAUAUGCUUUUAUUUUGCAGUAGUUUCAACAAAGACAAUCUAGCAUAUUAAUUUGUGUAUAUUAUCUGUAAAAUGGUUUUAUUGUAUAGUAAACAUUAAAUGUUAUUAGUUUUUUUAUUUUGUUCAGUUGAAUGUAAUAUUUGAACCUUUUA